ACCAACCCAUGAGCAAGCACCUGCCCCCUAAAGAGCUUUAUAUUAAUCUGGUUAAGUGAUACUAGUGAACACCCAACUGACGAAAACACAAUAAUGGUCCCAUGGGCCGAUCUCUUGCCCAUGGUCCCAUCGGUGUUGUGGUUAAGAGGCUACUUAGGUCCUCUUAGUAUCGACGAUAUAUACUCAAUAAAUCCCUUAACCCCCUUAUUUGCAUCGACAAGUAGUUUACAAUGUUUGUACCCCCAAUCCCCAAUUUAGUUCUUGUAUUAGUCUGGCUUCAGAGAGUUAAAUUUUCGCUUAGUAGUCUUGAGUCAAUUGGGAACUAGCAUCCUUUUUGGACUGUUGUCAAAAAAUAAAAAAUAAAAAAAAAAUCUUCCACCUCUUAUUUUCCUUGUAUUUCUAACUGAAUUUCCCUCUAGUAUCUUCCCUAUCCUCCACUAUUAAACAAAAGACACACUUAUCGUUAACCUCAUACUUUGUGGCUAAAAACCAUUAAUUACUUGCCAAGUGAACAUAAGAAAUAUUGGCUUGAUAUUUAUCAUUAGCUUUAUACUUUCUUCAAGAACGUGUGAUCCUCUAAAAAUGAAUUUGUGACAAAUAACAAGUAAAUGUUAGGUGUAAAAUGAGUUUUUUUAUCAUGUUAUUGAAAGAGUUAUGCUCCCUCGUACGUUGGAUUUCUUAUCACAAAACUUUAUUAUACUUUUUGACGGCAUUCAAAACCUGAGAUCAAAUUUUGUCUACAUCAUUAUUCUUUUUAUUCUCUAUACACAUGCAACAAAAAAAACAAAAAAACACACAAAAGUAUAGCAUUAAAACUUGACUCAUUUGAUAAUCUUGUUGUCUCAUAAAACACUCGAAAUCUUGUCAAAUGAAGUGUUGACUGUUGAGUGAAUUUUUUAGACACCGCCAUUAGACUACCAAAAAAUAUGGGUUGAAAUGAGAACUCUCAAGAAGCAACUCAACUACUCCUCAACAAGUCCACAAGCAAAACAAAACCACAAAGCGCGGGGUUUACUUUCUCUCUCUAAAUUAAAGCGACAUAGUUUUAAAGCUUCUCCAACCUUCAACAAUGGCGGAAAACCACCAUUACCAAACCUUCGAAGAUCCUUUCUCAACCAAACAUUCCCGACUUCCAGACGACACCGUCUUCUACUCCAUCUACUCCGACUCUUCUCUCUCUUCAACUUCUUCUUCCGCCAUUGCCGACGACCUCCAAGCUCUGCACCUCCAAAUCCUCACCACUCUCUCUCCUCUCACCUCCGACUACAUUUGGCAACACGAACCUUUCUCCCUUUCUCUCUCCUCCUCCGACGACCUCCCUCACCUCCAUGGAAAGCUUCGGUACGGCGACAACCUCGACGACGAGUGGUUCGUUGUCUUCCUUCUCUUUCAUAUUUCUCUCUCAUUUCCUUCUCUUUCUAUUCGUGUUUGGGAUUCUGAUGGUGAGUUUCUGCUAAUUGAAGCCGCCUUUCAUCUUCCUCGUUGGAUUAAUCCAGAAAAUUCAAAUAAUCGCGUUUUUAUUCGGAAAAAUGAAGUUCAUAUUAUUCCGAAGAAGAAGUUUCCUUCUCUUCCUACUUUGAAAGAUGCUCUUAAGUUGUUGAUUGAGCAUCCUGAGGUUACUAGGGCUUCGGAUUCGGUUCAGUCGGCGAUUAAGGGUCGGAUUUCGGAGUAUCCUGAAAGAGCGAGGCGGAAUAUUCAUCGUGUUAGGGUUAGGGUUCCGAUUUCUGUUGCUCAGGUAUUGAGGCAUGAGCCCUGUCUUAUUUCCUUGGCAGUUGAGGGAUUUUAUGACCGUGAUAUUGAUUCAAUGAAAUAUGCUGCAAACAUGGAGAAGUUUUUGCCUAAGGGUCGUGAGGAGGAGCUGGUUCUGGUAUCUGUGAAGAUGUCGAGGGCAAUGUAUGCUCAAUUGUUGCAGCAGAAGUUUCAGGCUCCUAAGUGUUAUCCCAUGCCUCCCAUGCCACCAAGGACAGAUCAGACUACAUACACAGAGGCUGAACUGGGGAUGAAGAUUGCUUGUGGGUUUGAAAUGGUUUAUCAGCAUAGGAAGAGGGAGGGAGAGGAAGGAAAAGGAGGUACUUGGGAGGCAUUUAGGGAGAGUUUGGAGAAGAGUGGGUACUUCAAAGGACUGCUUCCAGGAUCUAAAGAGUACAAGCAAUUGAUGGAGAAGGCAGAGGAGUACUACAGAAAGAGUGCCUUGCAUUAUAGGGCCAGUGAAAUUUUAAGUGCUCCAGUGAAGAGAAUAGAUGAGAUUCUUGCUUCAUCACACUCCCCUGAUGAUUUCAAGGAUCAAGAAGUGCCUUCAUCUGAUGAUGAUUCUUGGCUUUAUGGCGGGGAAGAAGAGUUGAAAUCUGUUCUUGAGGAAAGACAAAAGGAAAUGGACAAUUAUGAGCAACGACAGAAAAGGAAACAGAAAGGAAAGGAUAAGGUCAAUGAUGAUGAUUCAUCCAACCUGAAUAAGGACGAUUUUGAUUUAGGAGAAAUAGCAAAGUCCAUGAAGUCAUUUGUACAAAAUGUAUCAAGUUACCAAGGAGCAGAAGUACCUGAUGACAGAGACCUGAAAGAUGUGGAAUUUGACAUGGAUCGUUUCAUGAAAGAGCUUGAAUCAGUAACAAGGGCUCCUGGUGGUGAAGAUGAUGCAGAGGAAGGAUCUUCUGACAUGGAUUUUGAUGAGUCCGAGGACGAGAGUGAUAUGGAAGAACCUGAAGAGCAUGGUGAAGAGAAGCAGGGGGAUUUUAUGAAUGCUUAUACAGAUGCUCUUAAUGAAGAGCUGAGAAGUUCUACUCUUAAGAAGAGCUUUGUACGGGCAACUGAUCAAUCUCUAAAGAAAGAUGAGGGUAUGUCAAAUGCUACAGAAGACAUGGACGAGGACUUUACUCCGGUGGAUGUAGAUGUGAAUCUUGUGAAGAGCUUGCUUGAUUCAUUUUCUUCUCAGCAGGGCCUCCCCGGUCCUGCUUCCAACCUGCUUGGUCUUAUGGGCAAGCAGCUCCCACAAGAUGAUGCUGACAAAGGGAAAGGCAAGGGCAAAAUAUUAUGAAAAAGCCUUUUCAUUAGCUGCUUUCGAGUCUCAUGUAGUCAUGUUAUAGUUUUAGCCUUUUAGUAGUUCAUGUUGUUUGUACAGUGACAAUUGCAUGUUUGAUAAUGUUAAAUUAUAACACCCCCUUCUAUAGAUUAUUUACCACAACCACCAAUGUCAGUACCGCUUUUUCUAGUUA
Molecule: messenger RNA, 3209 nt
Organism: Chenopodium quinoa (quinoa)
Lineage: Eukaryota; Viridiplantae; Streptophyta; Magnoliopsida; Caryophyllales; Amaranthaceae
Product: protein ecdysoneless homolog
Exons: 6
Coding region: 1070-3031 (653 amino acids)
Cellular component (GO): nucleus
Source: RefSeq, a predicted model, not a curated record